Molecule: messenger RNA, 3195 nt
Organism: Eptesicus fuscus (big brown bat)
Lineage: Eukaryota; Metazoa; Chordata; Mammalia; Chiroptera; Vespertilionidae
Gene: MYLK2
Product: myosin light chain kinase 2
Exons: 11
Coding region: 1-2343 (780 amino acids)
Biological process (GO): positive regulation of apoptotic process; intracellular signal transduction; protein phosphorylation
Cellular component (GO): nucleus; cytoplasm
Molecular function (GO): protein serine/threonine kinase activity; ATP binding
Source: RefSeq, a predicted model, not a curated record
AUGAAACCUGCCCCCCCAGACCCAAAGAAAGGAGAAUCUGGCCCCCCCGAUCCAAAGAAAGAAUCUGGUCCCCCGGACCCAAAGAAAGAACCUGCCCCCCCAGAUCCAAAGAAAGAAUCUGGCCCCCCAGAUCCAAAGAAAGAACCUGUACCCCCAGAUUCAAAGAAAGAAUCUGGCCCCCCAGAUCCAAAGAAAGAACCUGUACCCCCAGAUUCAAAGAAAGAACCUGCACCCCCAGAUUCAAAGAAGGAACCUGUCCUCCCAGAUCCAAAGAAAGAACCUGUACCCCCAGAUCCAAAGAAAGAACCUGCACCCCCAGAUUCAAAGAAGGAACCUGUCCCCCCAGAUCCAAAGAAGGAAACUGCCUCCCCAGACUCAAAGAAAGAAUCUGGCCCCCCAGACUCAAAGAAAGAAUCUGGCCCCCCAGAUCCAAAGAAAGAACCUGCCCCCCCAGAUCCAAAGAAAGAAUCUGGCCCCCCAGAUCCAAAGAAAGAAUCUGGCCCCCCAGACUCAAAGAAAGAAUCUGGCCCCCCAGAUCCAAAGAAAGAAUCUGGCCCCCCAGAUCCAAAGAAAGAACCUGCCCCCCCAGAUCCAAAGAAAGAAUCUGGCCCCCCAGAUCCAAAGAAGGAACCUGCCCCCCUAGCCUCAAAGAAAGAAGAACCUGCCCCCGCAAACCCAAAGAAAGAAUCUGGCCCCCCAGAUCCAAAGAAAGGAUCUGGUCCACCCACCAUGAAGAAAGGUGCCCCAGAGAAAGGGAAAGGUGGCCUGGCCCAGCCCUCAACUACCAGCCAGGGCCCCGAGGGAGAAGGCGACGUGGGCAGUGCUGGGCAGCCAGCAGCCCUGCCCCAGCAGACCCAGACGGCUGAGGCCAGUGUCCAGAAGCCCAGCAACAACGAUAACCAGGAGGCCUCGGGCAGCCAGGAUCCUGGGGAGCCCAAGGAGCGAAAGAAGGCCACAGAGAGCCAAGCAGCGGCCAGGAGGGGCUCACCAGCCUUUCUGCAUUGCCCCAGCUGCCCUGCUGCCAUCGCCAGCCCAGAGAAGCCGCUGGCUGAGAAGCCCCCAAAUGAGGCAUCGGAGCUCAUCUUUGAAGGGGUGCCCGUGACCCCCAGCCCCCCAGAUCCCGUGCCAGCCAAAGCAGCAGAAGGAGGGGAAAACAUCCCGCGAGGCAGCCAGCAGGAAGCAGGAGAGAAGGCUUCGGGCCAGGCUGAGGUGGAAGGGGACACCUCGAGGGGGAUCGAGUUCCAGGCUGUGCCCCCGGAGAGAUGGGAGGUGGGGCAGCCCCUCUGUCUCACAGCCAGGGAGGAGGACUGCUUCCAGAUCUUGGACGAUUGCCCGCCACCCCCGGCCCCCUUCCCGCACCGCAUCGUGGAGCUGAGGACCGGGAAUGUCAGCAGUCAGUUCAGCAUGAACUCCAAGGAGACGCUGGGCGGCGGCAAGUUUGGAGCCGUCUGCACCUGUACAGAGAAAGCCACCGGCCUCAAGUUGGCAGCCAAGGUCAUCAAGAAACAGACACCCAAAGACAAGGAAAUGGUGAUGCUUGAGAUCGAGGUUAUGAACCAGCUCAACCACCGCAAUCUGAUCCAGCUCUACGCAGCCAUCGAGACCCCACAUGACAUCAUCCUGUUCUUGGAGUACAUCGAGGGCGGCGAGCUCUUCGAGAGGAUCGUGGACGAGGACUACCAGCUGACCGAGGUGGACACCAUGGUGUUUGUCAGGCAGAUCUGCGACGGGAUCCUCUUCAUGCAUGAGAUGCAGGUUCUGCACCUGGACCUCAAGCCAGAGAACAUCCUGUGUGUCAACAACACCGGCCAUUUGGUGAAGAUCAUUGACUUCGGCCUGGCACGGAGGUAUAACCCCAACGAGAAGCUGAAGGUGAAUUUUGGGACCCCAGAGUUCCUGUCUCCUGAGGUGGUGAAUUACGACCAAAUCUCCGACAAGACAGACAUGUGGAGUAUGGGGGUCAUCACCUACAUGCUGCUGAGCGGCCUCUCCCCCUUCCUGGGAGAUGAUGACACAGAGACCCUAAACAAUGUCCUAGCUGCCAACUGGUACUUUGACGAGGAGACCUUCGAGGCUGUGUCAGAUGAGGCCAAAGACUUUGUCUCCCACCUCAUCGUCAAGGACCAGGGGGCCCGCAUGAGCGCUGCCCAGUGCCUCGCCCACCCCUGGCUCAACAACCUGGCAGAGAAAGCCAAGCGCUGUAAUCGACGCCUCAAGUCCCAGAUCUUGCUUAAGAAAUACCUCAUGAAGAGACGCUGGAAGAAAAACUUCAUUGCUGUCAGCGCUGCCAAUCGCUUCAAGAAGAUCAGCAGCUCAGGGGCACUGAUGGCUCUGGGGGUCUGAGCCCCAGAAGCGCCCGAGGCCUGGAUGCGGCUGCACGGUGGCCAGGGCUGAGGCCUCACAGCCCCGAAGGCCAGAGCAGAUGGCCAGACCCCAGGGUGGGCGGGCCAGGACAAGGCUGCGCCAGGCUGGGAGGCUCGGGGCUCCCCACGCCCCCACACAGUGACCGCUUCCCCGAUGAGAGCUGCCUCGGAUGUGGCCGGAAUCCAGCCCGCUAACGCCUCCCCCGACAGGCUCCGGCCCCUCAGCCACCGCCCAGAUGCCACAGGCCCGUUGUUCCCUCCCCGGCUCCCCCUGUGGAACUGUUGGCCUGGUGACCCCUGCUUGGCCCCACCCGGGCAUCCCCGGCCUGAGCUUGCUCUCAGCUGAAGUGGGCGGGCUGGGGUCCCAGGGUGUGGGAUUCCUGCGGUUGUGGACGGGAGGCUCUUGGUGGGGCAGGAAGGCAACGAAGUCCAUUCCUGAGGCCCAGCUGCCGGGAGACAGAGCAGGCUUUGUGAGAGGCUCCUCACGCCCCGCCUGCCUCCCUACACCCAACCGAUAAGGCCUAGCACACACCAUCUGGCCAGCUCCAGCUCCCACCCACCUUCCUUGCCGACCACCAACACACAGGAACUCCGAGUGAGAGAGAGGACGCCCAGGCCUGGCGGAGGGGGCAGGGAGCGGCCUGGGGGACACGGAAGACCACCCCCGGACUUGCCUGAGGGCCUCGCUGGCUCAACCCAGCCACUGUGGGCGCCCAUCCCUGCCACGUGGGCUUCAGAUGAUGGAGUCAGCAGGCCCCGGAGGAGUGCAAAGGCCGUGGGCAGCCCCCAACCUGCUCUCAGCUUGUGCCUUGUAAAUAAAUGUACAGGUUGG